AUGCUCUCCUCCGAACCGGAGAAACGGCCGUCCGCAAGCAGAGUGAAGAAGUGUUUUGGGGCGGCGAUUAAGGAAAUCCCGUCUACACGUGGCCCUGCUGUUUCACUUCAUUGCAUCUCGCCUCCGAAGCAGGAGAAGAGCGCACCCAACAAGGCAUGGCCGAAAGAGGCGGAAGUCAUAAUGGGGAUGGAUAAGAAGAACAACAGAGCGAGCAUGGUUAAGAGGCAGGCUUCUGUACCUGUCUUGACGAAGUCGAAAGCGGAUUCUGUUCUCUCCUCGUCGUCUGUUUCUGAGUUUGACUUUGGGUUUUCGGAGGCUGCUAGUGAUAGUGAGACCAAUCCGGAGGAAUUGCAGGAUGGGGCUGAGGAUGAGAUUGAUCCUUCUAUUCUCGAUGAUUUUGAGUCAAUUGAACCGGUCGAUCGAGUGUCGCCUCAAUUAUCAUUACCGGAUCUUGAUUCUAACAUCACCGGGAUUGAGGCGUUGACCUUUCGUACUUAG
Messenger RNA from Penicillium waksmanii, 498 nucleotides. RefSeq lists its product as uncharacterized. The transcript has a single exon. The record is from RefSeq and is a predicted model, not a curated record. Lineage: Eukaryota; Fungi; Ascomycota; Eurotiomycetes; Eurotiales; Aspergillaceae. The coding region runs from base 1 to 498 and encodes 165 amino acids.